CGGGUCCCCGCCCCCCUCGGCGCGCGCAGCUCCCCGCGGCCGCCGCCGCCGCCUGUAACCUGCGCCGCCAGGAUGUGGCUGGGGGCUGACGUCGGGUCCAGAUGUGGCCCCGGCCCCGCCCACCCCUGGGGCCGGGCCGCCCACACCGAGCCGCGGCGCGCACGGCGGCGGUCCCGCCUGCCACAAUGCGCGGCGAGGCUGCGGCCGUCCGGAUCGUCGCCGUGGGGCAUCCUUAGCACCGGCCGCCCGUGACGCGGCGUGCGGCGGACACCCACGCGCCCGCGCCCCCCAUGCGCGCAGCCCCCCGCGGCCGGCCCGGCGGGCGCCUCGCCGACGCGGAGCCGCGCGGGUGACGGCAAAGGCGGCUGCGCGCCCGGCCCAGCCCGCGGAGAGGACGCGCCGCGCCCCCGCCCCCCGUCCGCUCCCGGGAGGAGGCCGCGCGCGGGUGCGGAUGCGCCGCUGACGACUCGCCUGGCCGAGCAGUGUCGCCGGCUCCGCCGGCCCGCGCCCCCCGCAGCAUGGCAGCCGCUGCCUACAUCGACCACUUCGCGGCCGAGUGCCUCGUGUCCAUGUCCACCCACGCGGUCGUGCACGGGCCGCGGGAGGGGCCGGAGCCCAGACCCGAGGGCGCGGCCGCCGCCGCCGCGGUCGCCGCCCCGCUGCCCCGCGCCGACGAGCGCCGCGACGGCAAGGACAGCGGGUCGCUGUUCGUGGUGGCGCGGAUCCUGGCGGAGCUCAACCAGCAAGCGCCGGCGGCCGGCCCAGCGGAGCGCAGGGAAGGCGCCGCGGCCCGCAAGGCGAGGACCCCCUGCCGCCUGCCGCCCGCGCCGCCCCCCGCGCCGGAGCCCGCAGAACCCGGAGUGCCCCGGAGCCCCGCACACGGCGAACCGGAGCCCGAGCUGGAGCCUGGGCCCGCGGGGGGCAGCGGCGAGCCCGGCCUCAGACAAAGGGGCCGGCGGGGCCGCAGUCGCGCCGACCUCGAGUCCCCGCCGAGGAAGCACAAGUGCCACUACGCGGGCUGCGAGAAAGUUUACGGGAAAUCCUCGCACCUCAAGGCGCACCUGAGAACUCACACAGGUGAGCGACCAUUCGCCUGCAGCUGGCAGGACUGCCACAAGAAGUUCGCCCGCUCAGACGAGCUGGCGCGCCACUACCGCACGCACACGGGUGAGAAGAAGUUCAGCUGCCCAAUCUGCGACAAGCGGUUCAUGCGCAGCGACCACCUGACCAAGCACGCCCGCCGCCACGCCAACUUCCACCCCAGCAUGCUGCAGCGGCGCGCGGGGGGCUCCCGCACGGGCUCGCUCAGUGACUACAGCCGCUCGGACGCCAGCAGCCCCACCAUCAGCCCGGCCAGCUCGCCCUGAGCCCCGGGCGCCCCACGACAGCCAUGACCAGCCGCUCUCACCUCCCCCACCUGUCACCCAUGUCUCCUUUUGUGAUACGGAAGGCCGAGAAGCGCCGCCGCCGACGUCCGCCUGCGGGCGGCCACGUGGAAACCCGAUUUUCUUCACCUCAGGUGUCUGUCAAUUUGUAAAAAAGAAAAUGGAUUUAAAAAAAAUAAAAUAAAAUAAACAGACCCAACCCCAGACAGAAAGAAAAGACGCCCUCAACUCCAUUGCACAAGGGAUGAGCCCGAAGGUGAGAUUCUGAGGCGCUGAACCCCCUUUCUCAGGGAUGGACCUGCCUGCGCCUCGAGCUCUGCGGGGACCCCCUUCCUGCCGCCUUACUCUGUACAUAGAUUUGCACUUGGAGUGUGGGGCCGGGCGUUGACCGGGCGCAGCAGGGGGACGUGGCCGCACAUUGGCACCCCGGGGAGCCCGGCCCCCCGCCUGUGGGUCAGCCCAGCAGCCGUGUCAUCGGCCACCAACGUCAUCUGUGCUUCCAGGGCUAACGCCAAAGCUGAGUCCUGCGUCCUCCUGUCAGGUGGGCCCAGGGUCCCCGCUGCCCGUGCCCCCCAGGGAUGCCUUAAGCCAGGCAGGGCCAAGGGGCCUCACUGCCUCCAGGAGCCUCUUCCUGGGCACCGUCGUCGUGGCCGUGGGGGCAGAAACCAGCCCCUGCUGUGUCCAGAAGGACUGCCUCACCUGCUGGCCGUCGGGGCAGCCCCCCCCCCGACGGGGACAGAGCCCCAUGCUUCCUGCCGAGGACAAGGUGUGGCCACGCGUGCCCCCUCCUGGAGACGGGACUUGGAAUUCUCGGGGGCUGGUGGGGAAUGGGGGGCGGCGACGUCCUGUUCCAGGUGACCCAGCCUGGACGUCUCGGCGGCUCGCUCCCCUGCACACUGGACAGGAAGCAGUGGGGACUGCCCUCACCACCCGGUCCUGGCUCCGAGCUUGCAAACCCAGGCUUUGCAGUUCCCGGACUCCCCCCUUUCCCUCUUGCCUGGGGAUUCCCCUGCUCCCCCCGCCCAGGGCCUGCAGAGCAUGAGGGCGUCAGGGUGAGGGGCUGCGACGUGAGGCCAGUUUGCUCGCGUCUCCCCUGCAGUUUCCCGGGAGUGCAUGCCCCCAGGAGUGUGCUCUGUGUGUGCGUGUGUGCGUGUGCGCGUGUGCGUGUGUGUUUCUGUGGGAGCAGGGGCCAGACUGGGGGGGGGGGUCUUGCAGCAGCCUCUGCUCGUUGUUGGACGAGAUUAACCACCUUCGGGACCUCAGAUGGCCGUGGACGGGUUUCUGGGCCCAGAGUGCCUUGGUUGUGGGCUUCCUGCCUCCCAGUUCCCCUCUCCCCGGCUGGGGUGCGGUUGCUGGGGGACCCCCGUCAGUAGUGGGGCCAGGGUGGGGGUGGGCUCUGCCAAGGGCCGCCACUGGGGGCAGCCUGAUGGAUGCCCUAUGGAUGGUGGGUGGUGGCUGGAACUGUGGGGGAGGGGCCCCCAACCCUAGCUGGGCACUGGCUGGUGAGUGCCCUGUUCCUGUAGAACACACUGUGGGGUCCUUGGCAGGCAGUGUCCUGGCGCCUGGCGGGCACGAUCUCUUGGGGGGUCAUCCAGUCCCAAAGUGAGCCCCGUGCAGGCCCUUGGAGGACCCCCCCCAUAAAUUGUUUCGGCGUGCGGGCAGCGAGCCCCACUCUGGACGCAGUUCAUGUCUCAGGAACUCACAUUCCAGGUUCGGGAAUUUUAUUCCAAAGUCUUUUGGUGCAUUCGGCGCCCUCGGGCCCCCGAAGGCAGGGCGAGGGAGCUGUGAUGUGGGUCCUGCGUGCGGAGGGGCGCUGCCCGGGGCCGUCCCUGGGGGCGCCAUGCUGUUCCUUGCCACCCGGGAAGGAGGCUGGCAGGUCUGUCCUCCCCUUAGGAAGAGCCAAGGGCCCACCCUGGAAUAAAAGACUAGCUGGUUUGUUGUAGAGGUGGGGGGCGGGUGGGGGGGCGGGUGGGUGGAGGAGUGGGGAUUUGCUGUUUUCCAAAGAGAGCACUUAAUUUAAUUUUUCCUCGGAAUGACCCAGGGAUGGAAGGGUUAAGUUGCCUUAAGCUGAAGGAUGCAGGCAUCGGCUAGUUUCUUUUGGCAAAUGAGUGUCUUCGUUCCCAAAGUGGUUUCUCUUUGACCGCCAGGGUCCCGGCCCUGCUCUCACUGCCGGAGGGCCCCCCGGGGUGGCUCCCAGGUCCGGGCUAACACGCGUGGGGGCAGUCCCCGCAUCUCAGGCUGAGGUUGACAUGGGCAAGCAUCUCGUUGGGGCCUGUGGGGUGCACGUGGAGGAGAGACCGCUGUGCUGGAAUUUUCCUCUUUAGAGGUAGGAAGUCUCCCGCUGGGUCAGCUUCAGGUCAGUCUCGGUUCCAUUUCACCUCUCUGGCUCCCUGGCAGCGGUUUGCUGGCUCCCCCCCCCCCCCCCCCGUUGAGAGAGGCACUGGACUCUACAGUGGAAGUGGACAGGCAGAUCUCCCUCUGGGCAGAGCUCAGAACAAAGGUGCCCCUGCCCCCCAAAUUGAAAGCGCCUCUAGGUGACCCUGGACUCAGCCAGGAGGGGUGCUGUCCUGCCACUUACAUCUCAAAGGGGAGAAAAAGCCCUCUGUGUCAGCCCUGUCAGGGCCGGGGUGUGGACCCCCAUGCCGGCUGGUGCCCCCAGGGGUGGGGGAGGGGGAAGUGCAGCCUAUAGCCCAGCACCUGGGGUUUCGGGAUCCCCGACUCCACCCCCCACUGGCUGAUGGUGCCACCUCUAGGUGCAAACAUGACGAGCAAGGGACCCCCGUCCCGCCACAGGGGCUCACUCAGUUGGAGGCUGCCCGGGGGGUCCCAGGCAAGGGGUAGUGCCCAGGGAGAACAUCUCGGUAGUGCAGACCAGCUGCCCAAACAGGGCACUGCGCCGUGGGCACUAGCCACCGUGGCGCUCCAGCUGGCCCUGCUCUAGGACCUGGCGCCCAGUGAUCGCAGGUAGCUUGGCAGCUGCCAUGGAAUUUCUCCCCCCGUUUCCUAAACCCACCCAGCCGGGGGCCUGGGAGGAGGCUUCACGUGCGAGAGACCCUGGCAAGCCCCCACCAACACCACCCCCACCCCUCGCUCACAGCCAGUGGACAUGUGUGCCAGCCCACCCCCAUCCCCCAAGAUCCCACCUCUGAUACUGGGGUUAAGCUCCCCCAAGUGAAAACUGAGGGAGGGUGGGCUGACCCCUUGAAGGAGUCGUUGCUUUUCCCGGAUGCCCGGCUCCGUCUCAGGGGUCCGUCCUAGACAAUUCCCGAGGGCUGUGGGUGAGGACCCCCCCCCCCCUUGGCUUACUACUGACACCCACUGCGGGGAGCCUGGGGUCCACACUGGCCUUCUCCGGACCCUCCUUCUCCAUAUCAGGUUUGCAGUGCAGCCCCCCAUCCCCCCUGCCCUCCCUUCGUUCCCCAACCCCCCCAGCCCCUCCCCCCACUCCACAUCUCCCUUCUCAAACAGCUUUAGAACUGAGAGAAGUGCCCGGGGCAGCCCUGCACAGCAGACAUUCCCUGGAGGGCCGGGGGACUCCUGGUGACUGGCCCCUGCACACACUCGGAGACAUGCGCCUUCAGGGAGCCAUGGGUCUGGGUGAGGGUGGUCACCCCACCGAGCACAGGGGGAUUCUACGGGAAGCCAGGGGGCUGCCUCCCAGCAUGGCCCAGACACCUGGGGGGGCAGGGUGCCUGUCUAGGCGUGUGGGGGGAGACAGGAAGCCCCCUGGCCACGCCCUGGUGGGUCCCUGUGUGCCAAGUGCCAGGGACCCUGAGGGCGUCUGCCAGCAGGAGGUGCUCCUGAGCAGCUAUGCAUUGGCCAGCUGGGCCCACUAACUGCGUGUGUGGUUGUAUGCAUUAGGGUCCUCCCCCAGACCCCCACAAGUGACCCCUUCUUCCCAGUCCAAAGCCAUUGAUGGAACUUCUCUGGAAUCAUUUGCCAAAACCCCGAGGCAGAAAACAAGGGUCCAAGAUCAUUUUCAUCAAGCUCGUUUCCUUUCUCGUAGGAAGUUUUUCGUUGAAUUUUUUUUUUUUUAAACCAGCACCGUGCCCUGCUCAGAAAGGCCACAUUUCAGCUUGGAUCACUACAGUGAAGUAUUACCAUGUACAGCCCCCCCCCAACCCCCCCUUCUGGCCUUGGCUUGCUCGGAUCAGACUUUGUAUGUAUUUUGUACGGCGUAGAUUCUAUAUUGUAAUGACGUCCUAUGCAAAAAGAAAAAAAAAAACUUAACGAAAUUGUAAAUUUUAUUGUUUUAACGUGUAUGCAUGUUUAGUGACGUUUACAUUUUGAAAUAAAAUUUAUGAUUCAUUA
Molecule: messenger RNA, 5696 nt
Organism: Sorex araneus (European shrew)
Lineage: Eukaryota; Metazoa; Chordata; Mammalia; Eulipotyphla; Soricidae
Gene: KLF13
Product: KLF transcription factor 13
Exons: 2
Coding region: 519-1367 (282 amino acids)
Biological process (GO): regulation of transcription by RNA polymerase II
Molecular function (GO): RNA polymerase II cis-regulatory region sequence-specific DNA binding; DNA-binding transcription factor activity, RNA polymerase II-specific
Source: RefSeq, a predicted model, not a curated record